AUGGCUGAUCAAGGAUUGGAAGGGAACCAGCCAGUUGACCUACUUAAGCAUCCUUCAGGGAUCAUUCCAACUCUCCAAAAUAUUGUUUCUACAGUGAAUUUAGACUGUAAACUUGAUCUCAAAGCCAUAGCCUUGCAAGCUCGCAAUGCAGAAUACAACCCCAAGCGGUUUGCUGCGGUCAUUAUGAGGAUCAGAGAGCCAAAGACCACAGCUUUGAUUUUCGCUUCUGGGAAAAUGGUGUGUACCGGAGCUAAGAGUGAACAUCUUUCGAAACUGGCUGCAAGAAAGUACGCUCGGAUUGUUCAAAAGCUUGGCUUUCCGGCAAAGUUCAAGGAUUUCAAGAUUCAAAACAUUGUAGGCUCCUGUGACGUCAAAUUUCCCAUUAGGCUUGAAGGUCUUGCCUACUCUCACAGUGCUUUUUCAAGUUACGAGCCUGAGCUAUUCCCAGGACUGAUAUAUAGGAUGAAACAACCCAAGAUCGUACUACUGAUUUUUGUGUCAGGAAAAAUUGUUAUAACUGGAGCCAAGAUGAGAGAAGAGACUUACACUGCGUUUGAGAAUAUCUACCCGGUUCUUACAGAAUUCAGGAAAAUCCAGCAAUAA
Microthlaspi erraticum is the source of this 603-nucleotide messenger RNA. The record is from the annotation of a GenBank genome assembly. NCBI's taxonomy places the organism in Eukaryota, Viridiplantae, Streptophyta, Magnoliopsida, Brassicales, Brassicaceae.